GUUGCAGUCGCCGCGAGCUUCGUUUACUACACCUGCCAACACGGAAGUCACGAUUGAGUCCAACGACAACGACACCGCGCCAGCCACGCCGAACUCACCGACUCAAAGUCGACUAGUCCGGCUGGUGCGCCCGCUCCGUUACAUUUACGCGUUACUGGUUUCUUGCUAUAAUUUUGUCUUGAAAAUUUGGCGAAGAAUUAGCAUGAAACUUCUUAUUAUCUUGGGAUUGGUCAUAAUAACUCCGGCGCUCCUGUACUUUUUGUGUAUUGUUGUUCUCAUAAAGCAAUGCUUAAUAGGUCUAUGCGACGACAUGGGCUGCUGGGAUGAUGAAGACAACUACGAAUCUACUCACAGAGAACCAAGCGAGUACACCGAUCUACUGGUGUACGAGUGUGGCGAUGGGAAAACACUUGAACUAGAGCACGUGUGCAACAAUAUAACGGACUGCAAAGACGGUUCUGACGAAAUGGAUUGCAAGGGGAUGAUGUACAUGACUUACGGACGGAAAAAUCCCAAUUCCAAAUUGCUAAAGCCGCCGCCGAUUCGCAGGGAAAAGAAGAAGACCGCCGCCGCCGCCGCCACCAGUGCUUCAAACGACAAGUAUAAUAACAACCAGCCGGCCCGGCAAAACCCGAAAGAGGACCCAAAGGUCGACGAAAAAGUGACAAAACGGACGGCUCAGAAGGAUUCGGGGUCCGCUGACCCGAGCCGCGCCGAAGGGGAGGAGAAGGCGACCGCUGCCGUUAGCAGCCCUUCCGAAGACCUUGCCGGCAGCCUUGACAACGUCUGCCCCAUCGAGAAACAGCCAGCACCGGUCGCAGACUACGCUGCAUUGGCCCAAUGCCCGGCUAAGGUUUGGCCGUGGUCUUUCGAUCAACUGGUCCAAGACGGACAAUUGUUGAGUUUAUAUGAUUCGAACGGAACCGGAUCUUCAGACAGCGGCACUUCCGUUGAAUGGACCCGACCCGAGUCCACAGCCUUGAUCACCACCGUCCAAGCCGCCGAACAAUCCGACCAAGAACCGUCGCUAUUGUUGACUGUUGACGGACAUUCAAGUGUAAUGGAAUACUACAUUACCGGCCCCCGGAUCAUGAGAGUCAAGAUAUCUGGGCUUAAAGAUUCAUUGUCCAACGACCGAGACAGUCAAAAUUUACCAAAUCGCGAUGAAGUGCCCGCCAACUUGAAAAUGCCUGGAAACGUUGGCCAACGGAUCAGAGCCAGUACAUACAGUCAGGUAGAAAACGAACCGGUAGCGACUAACGGCGCCAACCCGUUAUCGGGAUUUCACACGGCGCUAUUGAAGUACGGGCUGUGGACCGCGGGAGCGUGUUUGAUUUUGGGUGUGCUGUGGGCACUCUGCAAAUAUUAUCUGGCAUGCUUCCGCGCAAGAUACCCUCGUGAAGUAAUCGAAGUGGGCCCCGACGACACCAGCCUGGUCGAGUUCCAGAACUGUAACGCCGACUCCGACGACCCGCACGCCAUGAGAACCGUCAGGGCCACCUACUCCAGAGGGCAGCUCGCCCUCAGAGUCCUACCGCAGCUGCCGCACAUCGAGAUGUCGGACGACGACUUUGACGACGAAGAAGUGGCCGGCUACAACACGCGGUACUAUCGGGGAGGCAACCACGCGCGGAGACCGACGAGGACAUGUUUUCCACCUUCGACCAGCCCAACCGCAGAUUGGAUUAGUGCGCAGGGUUUUGUCGAGCCUCCUGUACCGCUGCUAAAAUGA
Adelges cooleyi (spruce gall adelgid) is the source of this 1732-nucleotide messenger RNA. RefSeq lists its product as uncharacterized. NCBI's taxonomy places the organism in Eukaryota, Metazoa, Arthropoda, Insecta, Hemiptera, Adelgidae. Gene Ontology annotation, molecular function: protein binding. The coding region runs from base 203 to 1732 and encodes 509 amino acids. The record is from RefSeq and is a predicted model, not a curated record. The transcript is spliced from 13 exons.